Messenger RNA from Rosa chinensis, 1375 nucleotides. Its product is annotated as syntaxin-112. Gene Ontology annotation, molecular function: SNAP receptor activity; SNARE binding. NCBI's taxonomy places the organism in Eukaryota, Viridiplantae, Streptophyta, Magnoliopsida, Rosales, Rosaceae. The transcript has 2 exons. The coding region runs from base 164 to 1054 and encodes 296 amino acids. Gene Ontology annotation, biological process: exocytosis; vesicle fusion; intracellular protein transport. Gene Ontology annotation, cellular component: SNARE complex; endomembrane system; plasma membrane. The record is from RefSeq and is a predicted model, not a curated record.
AGCCUUCAAAACCCUCCUCCACACCCAAAAACCAAAACCAAAACCCUUCUCAUUUCUCUUCGCUCCUCAAUUUUCAACUGCAGAAUUCUUCACACAGAGAAGAAGAGACUAGCACUUGGCCUUCCAAUUUCUUCAAGGUGGGAAUUCGAUAAUUGGGUGAAAGAUGAAUGAUCUAAUGACCAAGUCGUUCCUCAGUUACGUUGAUCUUAAGAAACAGGCCAUGAAAGACAUUGAAGCAGAACCUGACUUGGAAAUGGGGAAACUUGAGCCUGCUGAAGAACAGAAUCUUGCGAAAUUUUUUGAAGAAGUGACGGCAAUCAAGGCUGACAUGGAAGAGAUUACGAACCUGCUUCUUGAUCUUCAGGACCUGAAUGAAGAAACCAAGUCCACUCACAGUGCUAAAGUUCUCAGGGGGCUGAGAGACCGAAUCAAUGCAGACAUGGUUAGUAUUAUGAGGAAAGCUAAGAACAUUAAAGCAAGAUUGGAAUCGCUUGAUCAGUCUAAUAUUGCUAACCGAGAGGUGGCUGGGUACAAGGAAGGAAGUCCUGUUGAUCGAAUGAGGAUUUCUGUGACUGGUGGACUGAGAGUCAAGCUGAGAGAUAUGAUGAAUGAUUUUCUGGCAUUGAGAGAACAGAUUGUUAAGGAGCACAAAGACGGUCUCAAGAGAAGGUACUAUAAUGCCACCGGAGAGGAAGCAACUGAAGAAGUGAUUGAAAAGAUUUUGAGAAGUGGGGAGGUCAAAGUUUUUGAAGGGAAAACAGAGCUGGUGAUGGAGAAUCAGGAAAGAGAUGAGGCCUUGAAGGACUUAAAGAGAAGCUUGACAGAACUGCAUCAAGUUUUCCUGGACAUGGCGGUGUUGGUUGAAGCACAAGGUGAACAGAUUAACGAUAUCGAAAAGAAUGUGGCGGAUGCUGGGAUUUACAUAAGUGGUGGAAACAAGGAACUUCUUCAUGCAAAGCAGUUGAAAAAGAAAAGAGGAAAGUGGGUUUGUUGGAUUAUGGCUUUCGUGCUGGUGGUGUUAUUUGUGUGCUUUAUUUCCAUCAUAGCUUCUUGAAAGUUGCAGAUGAAAGGGUGCUCUAGUGGAGUUUUGGUAUGUGAAUAGGGUGGACUAGCAGAGGAAAGGGUGCUCUAGCGGAGUUUUGGUGUGAAUAGGGUGGACUAUACUGGUUGAUGGGUAUUCAUUUUAUCAUUGUUUUGUUUGCAUUUCAAUAUUGAAUGCAAUGCUGUGAUGGCUUUUUUAGGCAGAGCAAUAUGUUAGAGAAUAUCGCUACAUCUUUCGACAUAAAGUUUUCUUCUGUAAUUUGGAUCUUUGUGAACAGAUACGCUCAUUUUAUCUUUGUUAUUGAAUGCGAUGCUGUGAUGGCUUUUUUAGGCA